Messenger RNA from Achroia grisella, 12992 nucleotides. RefSeq lists its product as uncharacterized. Bases 198 to 12914 code for a protein of 4238 amino acids. Gene Ontology annotation, biological process: regulation of gene expression. Gene Ontology annotation, cellular component: nucleus. The transcript has 10 exons. The record is from RefSeq and is a predicted model, not a curated record. NCBI's taxonomy places the organism in Eukaryota, Metazoa, Arthropoda, Insecta, Lepidoptera, Pyralidae.
UUGUUUCGAUUCCACUGCAUACUGACUGCGUUGCUCGCACUAGAGCUGUGUUAUACGGUCCCGAGAAGAAUCGCCAUUACAAAGGAACGACUCUUUGUAACCACGGAAUAAUGUUUUAUAAUACCUGCGACUUGUGAACGUGAUUAGGAUUAUCUGAAUGUUUAGUUUUGUUUUGAGUUAUACGGACAGCAAUAAAAAUGGAUUCGGAGUACGAUCGCAAGUUCGAGGAGAUGAAGAAAUAUGUUCCAUUUUUAGAGAGUAUGAUAAAAAAACUGGAGAGCACCAGUUCAGGAUCAUUAAACCCUCGGCAGGCGCAACUCGACAAAAUCAAAUCACUGCGGGAUCUGCUUCUGGACAGGAAGAAAAGAAUGAAAAUGGACAAUUUACUGAAAUGCGAACAAGUGCUCAUCAACUUGUACGCUAAAGUAGAACAGAGAGACUCUAUGUCCAAUAAGGAGACGGCAGAGUUUAAGCCAAAAGAAAACGCGGAGUUAGAAAUCGUCCGAAAUAAAUUAAAAACUGUGGCAAAACGAAAGGAGGACGAUUCAUUGCCCGAAAUAGCUGGUGCGAAUGAGAUUCCAGAAACCAGUAUGGCUGGCAGUAAGGAACCAGCCUUAUUCCAAAGGAGACCCAAUAAAAAUUCUCUUUCUCAAGAAACGUCAUCAAAACGUAAUUAUACUCGAAUUUUGGUUUCUCCUGAACCCAAUACACCGCGUUGGGCCAACCUUGAAACUGCAGAAAGGGCUCUUUUUAGCAGACGAUCACCUCGAAAAUCGCCCCAGUGCCAUUCACCAACAUAUAAAAGAGAAAGAAAAAAAUCGUCUAAGUCAUCACGUAAACAACAAGAUUUGAACAUUACGUUAAAAGUACCAGAGGAAAGUUUAAAUUCCUUAAAUACAACAGAUAUUCUUUCUAGAAUUAUAAAUUGCAGCGAUGGAGAUGUCGACAUUGACACUUUAAGAGUACUAAGAACACAAAUACUAGGCGAAUUGAAACAUACCGGAGCAACAGAAGAUAUUUCUGAUUUAAUACUUAAAACUAGUUCUAAGAAAAAGAAACCGAAAGAGAAAGCGGAGGUAGAGGAAGGAGAGCUUUCUGACAGUGAAAGUGAAGCCAUUGAAAAUAUAUAUGGUAGUCUUGUUAUAUUAGAUAAAGACCAGAAAACACCUGGGCAAGUUAAAACAAACAAUGAAGAUAAAAAUCCGCGUAAAAUACAAAUUCGUCUUGUAAUAAACUCGGACAAAGAUACUAAAACUGAUAGGGAUAAAGACCCAUCAGGAGAAACUAUGAAUAAGAAUGAAUUUGAUAAUUUCGAUUUUGAAACGUAUCAAGGAGAUAAACUUGUAGAGUUUGAUACAAAUGAUUGUGUAAAAGAGGACACGUCAAUACCUUCUAAAAAUAAAUGUGACCCUAUUCAUAUUACUACUAAGAACACUGAGUCCACUGAUAUUGAUGAGAAAAAUAUAGAUGAGACUUCUGCAAAAAAUAUGAAUAAAAAUACUGAAACUGAUUUAGUUUUUGUAUCAAAGGAUGAGUUAAAUGUGGAGAAAACACAAGAUACUAUAUUCAAACCUAAUUUUUAUAAACCAUUAGUACAACUAGAUCCUAUUGCAACUAAUAAAUCUGUUGAAGAUAAAAGCGGCAAGAGUGUGCUGUCACAAACAGAAAAGAAAGAUGACAUGCUAGAGGCUGUUGCAGAGAAGGUAGACGAUAAUACAGAGAUAUUGAAUACAAAGGAAAAAGAUGUAGAGAUACCAUUACUGAAUGAACAAAGUGUAGUUUCGCAACAACCAAAAGAAAGCGUAGUUUCAGAAAUAGACAUUUUACAAGCUUUGAAAAAUGAAAUAUUAAGUGAAAAUAUAGCUAUUCCUGGAACUGAUGCUUCAACACCUCCUUUACAUCAACCUAAGGUUACUAAAGUAGCUAGCGCUCAAGAAAUUCUUCCUAAAAAAAGGAUAUCUAUAGAAAAUUACAAAAAAAAAACGAGUAGUGCUGCGUCUACAUUAUUUCCUUCAAAAGAAAUUACAUCCUCGUCUAUUAAUGAUGAACAUAACAAAAAACAAAGCCUUAAGCUUACAGAAAAGGAGUUCGAAAGAUUUAAAUCAAUACUAAAUGACAUCGUAAGCUCAGAUGAUGACAAUGCUAAUGGUUCAAUUGCUUCUGUAGAUGAUAUUUACAGUGAUCUGGCACCUAAAUCUCCGGAUGACGAUAAUAGUGCUAGUAUUGGAAAUAAUGCUCCCAUUAUAAUACCCAUAGAUCCUAUAAAAACGGCGGAAAUAAAUUCUAAAGCCGAUAUUGAUAUGAGAAAAAGUAAUACAAUACCCUCCCCGCAUUGUAGUACUGGAAUUCCAUUAGGUAAUACGACACCAUCUGUUACUGAUACAUUGCAGUCUAGAGAUGACGGAAACCUGGAUAAAAGCAAUUCCGAAAAAAUGAGAACCAUUGCAGAUCCUCGUGUAAAAAAAGUAUCCGACAGUAGCGUUAAAGAAAACGGUAAUCAAUAUUCACUGACUCCCGAUAGGACACAAAAACCACUACAGUCUGUUAAUUUUCCUAUCAUGACGCCAACAGUGGCUCCAAGUAUUAUUCCAAAUGUAACUACGAAUAUGAAUCCGAGUAUGACACCAAGUAGGACUCCCAAUAUGACACCCAGACCAUAUGAUAUGAUGCAUCAGUCAUUCGAAAUAGAGGACCAACCAAAACGAAAACAUGUAUACGCAUCACUGUAUGAUCCACGUGACUAUAGAGAUCAGUCCGUAAAUCGUGAUGCUAUAGAUUCUCAUUGGGAAAAACAGGAGAAUUCUACUGAAAUUCGAAAAAACAAAUGGGAUACACCGGAGACGAAGGAUUCUAGGAAAUGGGAUGAGUGUUCAAGAAGCAGUUCUUUACAAAGAGACUCACAGGACUUCCAAAAAUACAAAAGGUACAAUGAUCCAUAUCAUUACAAUAAGUAUAAAAAUUCAAGACGUGACAGAUAUAGUUUUGACAAAAGAAAUGAACGUUAUGGUAAAAUGGAUCCAUCUACAUCUAGUCAUCAUUAUAGUAGAUCUGAGUGUCCGUCAACACCCUCUCAUUCCUUCGGCAGAUCUGAUUGCCCACCUACACCUAGUCAUCCAUUUGGCAGAUCCGAUUGCCCACCAACACCUAGCCAUCCGUUUGGCAGAUCCGAUUGCCCACCUACACCUAGUCAUCCAUUUGGGAGAUCCGAGUGUCCAUCAACACCCAGCCAUCCUUUUGGUAGAUCUGAUUAUCCGCCAUCUGGAAAUAAUUCAUUUGGCAGAUCUGAGUAUCCCCUUACACCUAAUCAUCCUUUUGGUAGGUCUGAAUGUCCACCAACGCCUAGUCAUGCAUUUGGUAGGUCUGAAUGCCCUCCAACGCCUAUCAAUACAUUUGGAAGAUGUGAAUUAAGUUCAGAUUUGCCUGUGACACCCAAUCAUCCAUUUGGUCGAUUAGACCGAGACCCUAGACUCAAAAGAAAUUCAGAAUUUGAAUCUAACAUUGCAGCUGAUGAUAAAGAUCGUGGUCACUUCAGAAGUCGAAAUAUGCAAUUUGGUUUCUACAGUAAGUCGUAUAAAAACACCGACAAUUAUAGAAAUUAUAAAGGUGAUGGGAGAAAUGAAAGACAUAGAUAUUAUUCUUAUGAACAAAAUGAAUGUCAUUAUUACAAAGAUUCAACUUUACAGGAACAAUAUUGUAAAGAUCGUAGGUCUACCGGUAAUGAUUACCACGAAAAGGAGAAAAUAAGAAAUCGAGAACGAAGUGUUGGGCGUAGUAUACCCUCUGAAGGGACGAUCGUAAGAACAUCACGAGAACAUAGUGUAGGAAGAAGUUUUGAAGUAACGGAUACUGAUAAUACAUUGUCUGUUAAAUCACAUGCCGGUCGUUCCUUUACUAUUGACACCAGAGUCGAUAGAACAUUUCAAGGAAUUAACGAUAAUGAAGACUCAACUGAACGUACUUUUGAUGUCAGACGACAAAGAGCUGCAAGUGUAGGUCGAUCAUUUUCUUCCGUUCGUGACACGAAUAUUGGAAGGACCUUGUCUCAUUCUUUUAAAUCAAAUGAUUCACAUGUGGAUGGAAAUAUAAAAAGAAAUUUCAGACGAGCACUUAGUGUUGUACGUAGUACUGACGAAUCUAACAUGAAUAAAAGCUUCAAAGAAAUCAAGGCAGAUUUGAAGUCUUAUAAAUUAGAAAACAAUAAAUAUGAAAGACAUUCUCUUACCCUUGAUAAUAUUCACUCAAAAGGAGACAAUAAAAUUAUUACUGGAGACAAAGAGAGUAAAAAUGCCAAUAGUUAUCCUAAAGUGUCAUACUCGCCUCGGAAAAAUAACAGAGAUCCAAGAUUACAACGCGAAUUACUUUCAGACAAAAGUAAGUACAAAUACAGCAAAACUAAGACAGAUUAUGACAGGAAAAAACAUGGUAUUGUAUAUUCGCAUGACAAUAUAGCUAGUGGAUCUAUAUUAGGUUCGGGUUACGGCGUUAAAAAUUAUAAAAUUCCCAAAAUAAAACGUGUAACUGAAAUCGAACCUACAAAAGAACUACCUGAUGAUUCUAAAAAAAUCGAAAAACAGACGGACAAUAAAUUAGAUGAUAAUUUGAAGAAAGAUGUUAAGCAAAAUAAAAGGAAUGAUGUAGUGUCCAAGAAAAUGCCUAAAGAUUUGAAAGAACCCAAACUUAAAGAAACGGAAAAAAAGUCUGCUGCGAAUUCUCAAGUGAAUACGGCAACCCCAAUGGAAUGUACCGAAAAAAGGAUCACAAGAUCUAAUAAGAAAGCUGAAAGUGAAAUAUCGUCGGGACAAGAAAGUAUUACAAAAACGAAGAGACGAAUUCGUGUUUAUAAUUCUGACUCGGAUGACAAUUCUAAACUUAGUGAUACGAAAUGUAAACAUUCGAAUAACGAAAAUGAAUCCAACAAACAGCAAUCUGUUGUGGAUAGACAAUCACCAAAUGAACAAGACUUAGAUUCUAGUUUCGGUGUAGAUGAUUUAGAAAUGUUUUCAGACAAUAUUGUAGAUCCUGUACUUGAGAACAUUAAUGCUUUGAUAGCUGACUUAGACCAUGAUAUAAACACUCCUAAAGAUAAUGCUAAUAACAAUUUGAAUAAUGAAAUUAGUAUUGACAAUAUGUUUGAAAAUAUUACAAGUGAAGUAAUAGAUAGUUCCAAUAAACAAAGUGCGGACGAUAUAUCUUUAAGUGAUAUCACGGAAAUAAUAAAAAAUGACUCCCGGGAAGAUCAGAAUUUGCAACACAAUGCUGCUAACUUAACGAAAUCUUUAGGUAAUGACAUAAUUUCACAAAAAUCCCUCCUUGGUCCUAAUGAGGGAGAAACUUCAACAAAACCUCUUGAAAAUUCUUCCUUACAAGAUAACUGCGAAAAUCACCCUGUAACAUUAUUUCCGCCUAAAGAGGGUAACGAAAAUUUAGUUUCCACAACGGAUAUUGAUUCCAAUACCAAAGACCAAAACCUUAGUCUUACAACGAAUGAAAAAAGUGAAGUCAGUAUUGUAGAUGAAGAUAAUAGUAGAAAUAGCCGCCAUUGUUCUGUACCCGAUAGCACGAAUAAUGUAGUUGUAACAAACAAUUCUAUUGUAGACGAGGAUUUACCAGAUAGCACUAAUGAUAACGAUUUAAAAAGCGAAAUUAAUUCUGAUAUUACCUCCAGCCAUGAUACAAUUGAGAUAAUAAAAUCUCCUAUAGAACAAAGCUCUUCAAACAAAAAUGUAACACAUGCAGUCGAUUCUAUAGACAGCAUAUUAUCGAUAUUGCAAAAUAAAUCUAAAAUAAAGGAGUUAUUGAGUAAGUUGGUAGAUCAAACUAGUGAUAAUGAAAAAAUUAAAAAGAAACUUGAAAAACUAAGUGAAAUUGUUUCUGACGAUGAAGACACUAAAGACGACACUGAUCAAAACAUUACUGAUAAGAUAUUGAAUACAGAGUCCUCUGACCAAAAUGAUGCAAACAGCGAAAUUGAAAAUGUCAAUUUAAGCAAAGAAUCAAUUGGUACAAAUGCAAAAGACGAUUUAAGCAAAGAAUCAAUUUGUGCAAAUGAAAAUGACGAUUCAAGGAAAGAAACAAUUAAUGCAAAUGAUAAUAAAAUAUCUGACGACAAUAAGUUAACAAAAGAUGAUAAUGACACAAAACAGGUAGCACCUGAAGUAUCUUUGAACAAUGAAUUACAUAAUACGACAACUGACAGCGAAGUAGUAAAUAAUAAUCUUAAUAAAAAAGUUCCUAUUAAAAAAGGUAAGGUAGUAAAAAGAACUAAAAUUGGAAAAAAUCGAAAAAAAACCUUAGCGGAAGGAAAACGCGUAACCAGAUCUGAAUCUGCUAAUAUACAAAAACCGAAGAAUAAAGUAUCAAGAGAAUUACUGCAAUUGCAGGAAGAUAUUAAAGAAAUGUUUAUAAGUGAAGAUAUUUUGAAUGCUACCGGAAUUAGAAUGUGCCGCUUAGCAAAACUUGUGGAUGAAAAAAUUGUUAGUCACAAGGAAAAUGUAAGUACGGCCGAUAACGAACCAGUUGUGGUAUUAGAGAAAUUUAAAAAUACUCAAUCGAAUCAAGAUGUACCCCUUUUGGAGAGCAAAACUGGUAAAACUAUAAAAAGAAAUCCUGGACCUAAAUUCAAAGUGCGAGCUCAAAAUGAUAGCUCUGUUAGUGUACAAACAAAUAUUGACAAGUUAAAACUCAAAUAUAAACCGGGUCCAAAGUCAAAAACAAAAGUUGUUAAAAAUCACGAUGUAGAUCCCUAUGAAUUUGAAACUGAUUCGGUUGCCGAAUCGAGCGUUAGCAAAUUUAGCGAGAGUAGUUUGAAAGACAGUUCAGAUUCCGAGAACGAAUCUCUAGCAUCUUCUAAAAGUUACGAAAGCACAGAAGUGUCAACUGAAUUAAAAAAGAAAACGAAACGCAAAAGGCCUGGUUGGAAUGCUGGAAUUAUUAAACCAAAGAAUAAGAAACGAAAAUCAGACUCUUUAAAAAAUGUUGAUAUUUCACAAAAAUCUGAAAGUACUGAAAGAACAGAGCAAAUUGGAAUACCCGACAUGAACUGUUUUACUGAUAAAACCUAUUGUUUUCAAAAACAUGUUAACUCAUACUCUUGUCGAUUAUGUGUUUAUAGUGGUGACGACAUAGUAGCACAUUAUAAAAUACAACAUCCGCAUUCGGAGAUUCCUUUAUCUCGAUUGAAUCCAGAAACUGCAAAAGAGGCCAUUGAGCAAUGCGAAGAUAUUAAUUUCCAAGCUAUUAGUAAAAUACCUAUGAAUAAAUUUGUAUGCAGAUUUUGUUUUAAUAAAGAAUUUGGUAAAAAGAAAAACUCAUUAGAAUCAUUUUUCUGGCACGUCGUAAGCACACAUACUGGUGAAUAUAAACAACUGUGCUCAAAUUGUAUCAACAUUACCAAAUGUCCGUUUAAUUUGGAUAUACCUCCACCUCCGAAAGAUACAAAAGGUCAGCUUAUUGGUUAUAUAUGCGGUAAAUGUAAUUUCACUCAGAUAUCUCUAGAAAAUCUCAAGACUCAUGUUAUAGUUCGCCAUAAUGACGAACAGACGGAAGUUUAUACAAUAAACUUGGCAGUAAUGUCUAAGAAGAUGAUGAAUAUUUUUUCAAAACGUAGCAGUGCCUCUGAAAUAGAACAACCACGUCUGCUUAGAAGUACUCGAUGUAACCAAAAUAUGGCGGAAACGAGUGAUGAUCGCAGUGACAUCACUGAUACCAGUGAUGCAAUCGAAUCGAUGGAUAGCACACAACAAUCUACGAAAGAUACAACUAAAAAUAUAGAAGAAAUGCUACGUGAGUCCAAUUUUAAAUCCAAAAUCACCUUCGAAAAUGAUGAUAGUACUAGUGAAAUAUCAAAUAUGAAUACAGAUGAUACCUCAAAAUAUAUAGUAAAACAGGAAGAUGAUGACGAAGAAGUGCAGCAAGAAGAGAGACUUUCAGAUGAAGUGAUAAAUACAGAAAGCGAACUUGACUCUGAAAAUGUUGAAACUCCACAAAAACCGAUAAACAAUACCAUUUCAGACGACAUAUUUGCAUAUCCACAUUUCAGGAUCACCUAUACAGAAACCGGAAACAAAGAAUUUGUUUGUUGUAUAAACGGCAAUAAACACUAUACAACAACACUGCUGAUAUCUAUGAAAAAGCAUGUACAACUCAAACACAACGAGAAUUGGGACGGUUUUUGCUGCGUCUGUAAAGUGAUUGUAACACCUCAAGGGCAGCAUAAAUUUAAAGACUGUUUGCAACAUUUCCUUGAUAAGCAUAUGGAUGAUUUCCCAGUAUUGGAGAAGGUUGCACUUGAGCUGGAGGAACCUGCAGAGUCUACACCCGCUCCAAAACAAUACAUAAAUGUUCGUCCUUUAUCAGAAUUGAAAGAAAAGAUAACAUCAGAAGAAAUUCCGGUUGCAGCAGCUGUUUUGCCCAAAAUUGAGAGCGUUAUUAGUCUUAGCAGCGCCGAGUCAAGCCCCAGUUAUUCUGUAUCUUCUGCGAAGGAGAACAUGCCCGCCCCACUACUACAAUCACAAGACGAGCAGUAUAAUUAUGAAGAGGCACAAGCCGAGGUGAUGUCUAAGAAAUACCAUAUAGUCUUAGAAGCAAUGAUGGCACAAGAAAAGUUAGUGAACGUAUACAAAUGUCCUGGACGUUAUUGUUCCUUCACCACGGACUCUGCCGACGUGGCUUUGAUGCAUGCGAAGACGCACCAGCAAAUCGGUGGCGAGAAUGCAUUGAGAUGUGCAUAUUGCGAUUUUGAUUGUGGGGGUCACCCUAUAGAUUUAGUGGUGCACGUAUUCAAGCAUAGCGCCUGUUGUUUCGUUUGUGGGUAUUGUUUCUACAGAUCGGUAGCUAGUCAGCUGGUAAUUGCCCAUAUAAAUAGAGUACACACGGGCAAACCCUCACGUGUGCUGUGUGCCACUAACGCUUCACCGCCGUCUACUGAGAAUGCACCUGCCAUGCUACCCCGGGAAAUCGUCGUACCUUUCUACGUGUGUAAUCACGUGGAUAAGAACGGACGAUGCAAGUUCCGCUCUUAUACAUCGCGCAAAUUUAGUGACCACAUCCUGCAGCUACACGGCGAUGUAACCACUUUCAAAUGCGACAUUUGUUCAGAGCCGCAUGCGUCUGCAGCGGAGUUGAUCCAUCAUAUGAAGGAGCACAACUUCAACCUGUACCAGUGCACGUGGUGCCUGCACGGAGCAGACGGGGAGCCCGAGUUGCUGUCGCACGCUGCCACCCACCACCCGGCCCGCAUGCCGCAGGCCUAUCUCCGCAUCAUUACUUCCAAGGAAGGCACGUCGCAGUACCGAGUCUUGCCAUUAGCCUCUUUCCACAAGUCCAAAGUGAAAAUCAUUGAGGUCACACCAAACACCACUCAUGAGAACCCAGUCAGAGAGGCUGAGAGGUCCAUCGAACUUGAGAAGCUUAUUGGGUUCACUAACCAACUAACUUUAUCAGUGGGCACCACAGAGUCAGAACAAGACAAAGAAAUGCAGGAUAGCAACCCUACAUUUUCUGAUAACACACCUCAAAAUAUAGCAGAACAAGAACCAAUUCUGACUGAAAUAAAAGGAGUUGACCCUCCUUCAAUACACACGAGCCCAUUACGUACAUCCACGCCACAACCACAACCAGAUAUAAGUCGGCAGGAAACACCUGUGUUGAAAACGGAACCAGUAGAUCCAAUUACUCCGUCUAAGGAUCAGUCAGAUGAUAUUGUUUGCUUAGAUAGCGACGACGAGUCGUCUAGACUGACCAUCAUCGAUUUGUCUGAUGACGACGCUAUCCGCCCUAGUCUUCCGAAAACACCUGAAGAUGAUUAUAAGAAGAUUCCAGAAACUAUUUUAUUCAAAUGUCCUAAAUGCAAGCUAGUAUUUAAAAGCGCUGCUGGAUUAAAAAUACAUCUUAGUUCAUGUUAUGCAGGGAAAGUAUCGAAUGUUCAGUGCGCACACUGUACAAAAACGCUUGAGAAUAAAGAAACACUUACCAUACACUAUAUUGCUGACCAUGCAGUGAAAAGUCGGUAUCUGUGUGGCGUUUGUGGCUUAGUUAAUAUGUCGUUAGCCAUAGUAAAAAGACAUGUUAAAAGCGCACACAAGGUGACCAAAUUAGCGGUUAUGGGCAAAUAUUCAACGGAUGGUACCUUUGAGCAUAUAGUUAUUGAAUCGAACAAAUCUACAAAAAAUACUCGAGCACCCAAGAGAAAACUUUCAUUGAAUAGUUCAUCUGAACCACAACCAAAGCUGAAACGUUACGGACCGCAGGAUAUUCAUUUGUUACCUAUCAACCCCAUACUCGAUGAUUUAGUGCAUUGCUCAGUGUGUAGUUUCAGUACAAAAGUCCGUUUGAACAUGGUUCGGCAUCUGCAGUUCCACGCGGAACAACAACCUGUGCCACAGAUGGCGCCGGUCAAUCCUGUUCCUCAUUUGGAAACGAACGAGAAACACUUUGACAAAAUGCUUAACCUCGCUUCCAGCUCUAUUAUCACUCGACUUCCCGAAAAAACUGCAAGAUCGGAAUCGACUCCAGUGGUGUCUACACUAAUUCCUCCCGAAGUAGCAUCCCGAUAUCCCAAGUACGUGCCCGAACGCCAGCGCCACACUUGCGGUGCUAAAGGUUGUUCAUACAUCUCUCUGGAUGAAGCCAUGCUCAGAUGUCAUUGGGAGACUUUACAUUCGGGAUCGAACGAUUUCCACUGCGUUCAUUGUCCACCUUAUCAACACUUGGAUACAUCCAAGCCUUUGACGGCUUCGAGGAUAAUAGCACAUCUGAAAAUGCACGACACGACCUUGUAUGCUUGUGUCUCAUGUCCAUACUACCAUUAUAAGAGGGCGGCAGUCGAGAAACAUCUAUCAGACGUCCACAAAGGUGGUCAAGUAUUAGUUGUUAGGGAGGAAACCACGUCUAUAGUUAACACGCAGCCUGUUCAGCCAGCUGCUGCUGCCCCAACUAUGGACUUGAAACCUUGGCAGUGUGGAUUAUGCAAAUUCAAGAGCAUGCUUCGACCAGAAGUCGUUGAGCAUUGUUCUAAGAUACAUCAGUCGAAAAUGCAGUUUAAGUGCGCAUAUUGUCCAUUCAGAACUUCGGCAUUGGAAAAUGUUACUAAACAUCAAGCGAAUGCGCAUGCAGGAAAAGUUGAGGAUAUUUUCUAUUAUUACUAUCGCGAAGGAUCAAUCCCCAAUGAUGCUAGUGGUAAUCCAAGGUGGUUGAUUCAGCGACAAAGGAGUGGCGUAACUGCUGAAGCUGAGGUUAAAACUGAGUACCCAGACCCUUCCCUGCCCAAGGAAUCAUUAAGUGCCCUUGAGUCACUGCAGCCACGGCUAAGUGUCGACCUCAAUAUAGUAAAGCAGGAAGUGGAUACAACACCUGCCACAGAGCUCACCAUGGAAGACCUCUGUAAGAAAUAUGGUAAUUUUUGUGACACAAAUGGCUUGAAAUACAAAUGUCCUCUAUGUAAGGUUGUAACGGAAGAUGACAAGGAAUCUAUACAAUCACAUUUAUAUGAAGAAUUACAGUACAGAAAAUGGGGCUGUGUUGUGUGUUCUUACAAAGCUUUCCAUAAGACUGGUCUACAGGAGCAUAUGUCUUCUGAACACCGUGGACAGUACCAGUCGCCAAUUGAACUGCCGGUCGAUAUCAAUAUUGAAAAUUGGGUAGCUGGAUUAAUUGAACAUCAAACCAAAGUGAUUGUGAAAAAUAAAGAGAAGUUGGCUAAACAGAGAAUACAGGCGCCCCCCGCGGUUCCUUCGACAUCCACUGUAUAUAAGACAACGGUAGCACCAAGUAACACGUCUAAAGCUAAUAUAAAGGAGCUUGAACAAGCCUUUGGAUCUUUCGGCGGGCCAAGCAACUCAUUAUUCAGUUGUCCAAAAUGUACUUUCAAAACUAACGACGAGGUUGCCAUGCAUGCUCAUUUGGAAAGUGAAUUGACCAAAAUUAGAUGGUGUUGCAGCAAGUGUUCAGAUAAUUUCCAAACGUAUCACGAAGUGCAGUUCCAUUGUAAGAGUGUACACGAUGGACAAUUUGCUCGGCCUAUAGAGGCUAUACGGGACCCCGUGAUGCGAGCAUCAUGGGUCACUACCGUGCUACAGGUGCAAAAAUUGAAUAUAAAAAGUCAACAUAUGGAAACCGUCGAGUCCUCACCAGAAAAAGCGGAUAUGGAUAACUCGGAAAAUUCAUUAUUAGUGGUCCGAUAUGAAGAAAAUGUCUCCAUGCCUGAAGUCGGUAGAAGGAAAAGACCGGCUCCAGCGCCAUCUCGUGACAGUGAUUUGGAAAGACAGUUUGUAAUUGAUGUAUCAUCUGAUAAUUCCACUGUGCCCAAGAAAUUAGAAGCGAAAUGUCCAUACUGCGACUACACAACAAGCUCUCGGCAUGGCCAUGAGAUAAAAACCCACAUUCUACGGCACUACAAUUUGAAACCGUACAAGUGCCCGUUUUGCAGUUACAACAGUCAAAGAGCUUUUGUUUUAAAGCAUAUCGAACAGAGACAUCCGAAUUUGCCGGUAUUCGCCACAACUGUCGACAUACCUAAUGAACCGCCUCUUGUUUUAAAGCUAUCAAAAUCUGGCAGUUCUGAUGAUAAACGUCAGACCAUGCCCUAUGCGCAAUCCCCGAAUGUUCCCAUAAAUAAUGUGUCUCCGAUGGAGUUGAAGACUCCAAUAAAGAGAGUUGCAAAGAAGUCCACUACUAAACUACCACCACAAAGGAUCGCAAAGAAAUCCACAACCAAAUUACCAUUCUAUGCCGAUUCUGAGCUCAAAGAGUAUUCCUAUUACGGAACAAAGCCGGACUCCCUCGAUAAAUUUGCAAAUGUAACGACACUUAUGUCAUUUUGUAAUAGAAUGAUGCCAUUUAAUAUAAAGAAACUCAGUGAAAUUAUAGAGAUUGAACCUAAGGUAUUAGUGAGAGAUAUCAAAGAUGGAACACAGUGAUUUGUGAUGGAUAUUGGUAGUGUUGUGAGUUUCAAGGGUAAUUAACAAUUGUCCUAGAUACUAUUUAAGGAAGUUUAG